This is a messenger RNA of Ahaetulla prasina, 1295 nucleotides long. It is a transcript of the gene GNG3, whose product is annotated as G protein subunit gamma 3. Lineage: Eukaryota; Metazoa; Chordata; Lepidosauria; Squamata; Colubridae. The record is from RefSeq and is a predicted model, not a curated record. Gene Ontology annotation, cellular component: heterotrimeric G-protein complex. The transcript is spliced from 2 exons. Gene Ontology annotation, biological process: G protein-coupled receptor signaling pathway. Gene Ontology annotation, molecular function: G-protein beta-subunit binding. The coding region runs from base 1 to 267 and encodes 88 amino acids.
AUGGACUUUCUCCUCUCUGAUGUCCUCAGCAGGUUCCUCAUGAAGGGCGAAACCCCCGUCAACAGCACGAUGAGCAUCGGCCAAGCUCGCAAAAUGGUGGAACAGCUGAAGAUCGAGGCCAGCAUGUGUAGAAUAAAGGUGUCGAAAGCGGCCGCCGAUUUGAUGACCUACUGCGAUGCCCACGCCUGCGAGGACCCCCUCAUUAGCCCUGUGCCCACUUCGGAAAACCCCUUCCGGGAAAAGAAAUUCUUCUGCGCCCUGCUUUGAACUAUUUUUGCUCCCACUUGCCCGUCCCUCAUCCCCGACUCUGGGUCGUGUCCUUUUCCUUCACCACCACCACCCUUAUACUCAUCAAUCUGUAUGGAAUUGGGUUAUUGCAGGACCCUUGGCUUCCAAGCUCCUAUCACUGAAGGUAUAGAAGUAGGGGGAGGGGAGGUUGUCUUCAUGGCGGAUCUAUUUUCUCCUGCAGAGGACCCCCCCCCCAAUUCUUAUUUUCGCAAACGCUUCCAAAUUCAGGAAGCAGUUCCUUUGAAUAAUACAGAGCGUUAUUAUCAAAGGAACAGCCUCAUUUCCACCCCCCCAAAGAUGGGGGAGCUGCGGUUUGCUUAGGGGGUGGGGGAAAAAUCAGGGUACCCAAAUACCCUCCCUCAAUUCGAUCAACGAGUCAAGCCACCAUUGCAAUCCUAUAAAGCCCAGGAUCCAAGCUAGGGAGUUUCGUUCCGGCAUUCACGUCAGCAUCGUUCCCACCAACUUCACACCAUGGUUAAAAGUUUAGCUCCGAAUCGAGGUUAUUGAAGCCAGCCCUCUCCUCCUCCUCUUCCUCUUCCUCCCCUGCCCCAAAGGUCUCUCCCCUCACCCCGCCAGGAAGGGCAGAAGGUUUCCACGACAAGCCACUGGUUCUUCUCACAACAUUUCACCAGUUCUGUAUGUCAGAAAGCACGGAAAGUUAAUAAAAUUUACUGGAGUUCAGUUCUUGCGGAUUGCAAGUGGUUGAGCGACAGAAUUCGGGCGGAACGGGGUGGGAAAAAUGGAGGAUUUGCUCAAACAAAAAAAAUGAUCUCUCAAAAGAAGAGAUCUCUAGAUUCAUAAACAUCCAGAUUGCCCUUCCACGAUCAAUCAAAAUGGCUGUGUGCUCGUGGAACAGGUAGUCUUCAAUUUAUAACCCACCGUUCAUUUAAUGACCGAAGUUAAAACGGCCCUUCCAUUCGGGAAGCCGGAUUCGCUUAACGAAUCUGUCCGAUUUGUUAAAUGACCACCAUAAAAACUGUCGUAAAAUUACAUCCGACUUACAACCG